Ichthyophthirius multifiliis is the source of this 966-nucleotide messenger RNA. RefSeq lists its product as hypothetical. Lineage: Eukaryota; Ciliophora; Oligohymenophorea; Hymenostomatida. The record is from RefSeq and is a predicted model, not a curated record. Gene Ontology annotation, molecular function: palmitoyl-(protein) hydrolase activity. The transcript is spliced from 7 exons. Gene Ontology annotation, cellular component: membrane.
AUGAAUGAUAUAUAUGGGUUUAGUUUAGAAUAAAAAGAAUUUUUCGGACUUUUAAAAAAAAUUGUAACCCUUUUAUAAUAGUUUAAGUUUAAAGAUUAACAAAAUGAUACUUAUGUGCUUUGGGAAUUGUUUGAAUAGCCAUAUACUUUGAAUGAUAUUGUAGAAUAAAAGCCAUUUUUUACUAGAAUCAAAAAAUUAUUUUAGAAAAAUAUUUUAGGAACAUUAAAUUAAUUAAGAGCAGAUAUUUUAAAUUAAUUUUAAACAAAAUAAUUCUAUUUACAAAGUUAUGAUGGUGUAAAGAUUGAUUGUGUGUAUAUUUAAUGCGAAAAAUAAUCUCCUUUGUAAUUUUCGCCUGAUUAAACCCUUGAUGGAAACGAAAAACCCUUAAUAUAGGAAACUUCAAGUAAAGAUAAAGUAAUAAUAUAUUGUAAUCCAAACGGAGGUUAUUACGAGAACUUAUUUUAUGAUAGCGAUUGGUUGGAGUUUUAUUUAAAAAAAGGAAUAAAUUUACUAGUAUGGAAUUAUAGAGGUUAUGGAAAUAGUUAAGGAAUUCCAACUACAUAUAAUAUAUUCAAAGACUGCGAAUAUAUAGUAGAUUAUUUAAGAAAGAAUUUUCAAAUAAAAAAUAUAGGAAUUCAUGGCUAAAGUUUAGGUGGUUUAGUAGCUACAUAUACAGCUGAUUAAAAAAAAUUAAAUUUUUUAUGCGCUGAUCGUACUUUUUCAAAAUUUUCAUAAGUAGCUUUACAUUCUUUUGGUCCAAAAGCUUCUAAAGCCUUUUAAUUAUUAACAGAUUGGGAUUUUGACUCUUCCUAUGCAUAUUUAAAGGCUAAUUGUUAUAAAAUAAUUACUGUAGACCCUAAAGAUGAGGUAUUGCCCUUCCUUUCGAGCCUUUUAAAUGGCGUAGUAUAUAACUUUGGACUAUUAAGUGCAAGAUUUAAUGAUUUUCCAAGAAUUAGAAUUUUAUGA